AUUUCCUCACCCCUCUCACCUCUCACCUUUUUUUAUCUUUCCCUCUAUCUCUCCUCCUAACUUCCUCUAUCUCCUUCAAGAUGGCUGCCCCUCAGGGUUACCCUUUGUUGUGCCUCGAGAACCCUCUCCUGGAUAUCCAGGCUGUUGGUGAUGCCGCUCUUUUGGAAAAAUACGGGUUGAAGGACAACGAUGCCAUCCUCGCUGAGGACAAGCACAUGGGUCUGUACGAAGAGCUCCUCGGCCGUGAUGCCAAGCUCAUUGCUGGCGGUGCUGCUCAGAAUACUGCUCGUGGCGCUCAGUAUAUCCUUCCCGAGAACUCCGUGAUGUACAUUGGCUGUGUUGGCCGUGACAAAUACGCCGACAUCCUGAAGGAGGCCUGCACCAAGGCUGGUGUUCACACCGAAUACCGUAUCGAUGAUGCUCAGCCCACCGGCAAGUGCGGUGUCAUCAUCACCGGCCACAACCGCAGCAUGUGCACUCACCUUGCUGCCGCCAACGAAUACAAGCUUGACCACUUGAAGCAGCCUCACGUCUGGUCUCUCGUCGAGAAGGCCCAGUUCUACUAUGUCGGUGGCUACCACUUGACCGUCUGCGUUCCUGCCAUCCAGGCUCUGGGUGAGGAGGCUGCUGCCAAGAACAAGGUCUUCAUGCUGUCCCUCUCUGCUCCUUUUAUUCCUCAGUUCUUCAAGGACCAGCUUGACAGCGUCUUGCCCUACACUGACUACACUUUCUGUAACGAGACUGAGGCUCGUUCCUACGCUGAGAGCCACGAAUGGGGUACCGACGACGUUGUCGAGAUCGCCAAGAAGCUGGCUCAGCUUCCCAAGAAGAACACCAGCCGCCCCCGCGUUGCCAUCGUGACUCAGGGCACUGACCCCACCGUCGCUGCCACCGUCAAGCCCAACGGUGAAGUCGAGGUCAAGCAGUUCCCCGUCCGCGAGAUCCCCAAGAGCAGCAUCAACGACACUAAUGGUGCUGGUGACGCCUUUGCUGGUGGUUUCUGCGCUGGUGUUGUCCAGGGCAAAUCCCUUGAGGAGAGCAUUGACCUUGGCCAGUGGCUCGCUUCUCUUAGCAUCCAGGAGCUGGGACCUUCUUUCCCCUUCCCCAAGCAGACCUACACCCCCUCCAAAUAAAUAUCCACCACUAAGCCAUCUCCUUAAAUCCAAGUCCCGUCCGACACCACGGGACUCAAGACAUUACUGUCUAUGGUUACUACCGAGUACAAAAAAACAUCUUUCUCUUUCUACUUUAGGAUUCAACCCUCUAUACCCAAGUUUCUUGUCGUUGACUUAACGUCUUUGACUAUUUCCUUUUUCUUCUUGGACCUUGAUCCUCAAUGAUUGUUAUGUGAAGAGCGCCUCACCCGGAUGGAUAUUCAAUAGAUAGACCGGAAUGGGCGGAUGACGUUCUCAACAACGAACUAUGACGACUAUACAAUAUUCUCCCAUUAUCAUAGUAAGAUUAGGGGGUGCACAU
Molecule: messenger RNA, 1476 nt
Organism: Aspergillus saccharolyticus JOP 1030-1
Lineage: Eukaryota; Fungi; Ascomycota; Eurotiomycetes; Eurotiales; Aspergillaceae
Product: adenosine kinase
Exons: 6
Coding region: 81-1133 (350 amino acids)
Biological process (GO): purine ribonucleoside salvage
Cellular component (GO): nucleus; cytosol
Molecular function (GO): adenosine kinase activity
Source: RefSeq, a predicted model, not a curated record